AGUGGAGGUCACAUUGCACAGCAGCCAGAAGUUUUUCGAAGAAUGCCAGCCAGUCAUCGAGUGCCCUUGGUUUGGGUACAGGGUACGUUUUCCUAACUUGCGGGUCUGAAAGUGCGUCUGUUCUCCCUUCAUUCCUGGUUGGGGUCUCGGCUGACAAUUUCUGUGCAGAAGUCUCCCUCAGGAUCAGACCAUAGCCCUUCUGGAAGCCUCCGUGAUGCUGGACGAGAACCACCACCUGAUCCAGUGCAUCCUGGAGUACCAGAGCAAGGGCAAGACAGCCGAGUGCACGCAGUACCAGCAAAUCCUGCACCGGAACCUGGUAUACCUGGCCACGAUCGCAGACUCCAACCAGAACAUGCAGUCCCUGCUUCCUGCCCCUGAGUGACGCCAUCAGCACGGGCCUGCCGCCCUCCUCCCUCCUGCAGGGCCAGAUUGGCAACGGGCCAAGCCAUGUGUCCAUGCAGCAGACGGCGCCUAACACGCUGCCCACCACCUCCAUGAGCAUCUCGGGGCCCGGCUACAGUCACGCGGGGCCCGCCUCACAGGGCGUCCCCAUGCAGGGGCAAGGCACCAUCGGCAACUACGUGUCUCGGACCAACAUCAACAUGCAGUCCAACCCAGUCUCCAUGAUGCAGCAGCAGGCGGCCACGUCGCACUACAGCUCGGCUCAGGGCGGCAGCCAGCACUACCAGGGCCAGUCGUCCAUCGCCAUGAUGGGGCAGGGCAGCCAGGGGAGCAGCAUGAUGGGGCAGCGGCCUAUGGCGCCCUACCGGCCCUCCCAGCAAGGCUCUUCCCAGCAGUACCUGGGCCAAGAGGAGUACUAUGGCGAGCAGUACAGCCACAGCCAGGGUGCCGCAGAGCCCAUGGGCCAGCAGUACUACCCCGAUGGCCACGGCGAUUACGCCUACCAGCAGUCAUCCUACACGGAGCAGAGCUACGACCGGUCAUUCGAGGAGUCCACACAGCACUACUACGAGGGGGGAAACUCCCAGUACAGCCAGCAGCAGGCUGGGUACCAGCAGGGCGCCGCGCAGCAGCAGACCUACUCCCAGCAGCAGUACCCCAGCCAGCAGAGCUACCCCGGGCAGCAGCAGGGCUACGGGCCUGCCCAGGGAGCCCCGUCACAGUACCCCAGCUACCAGCAAGGCCAAGGCCAGCAGUACGGAAGCUACCGAGCACCGCAGACAGCGCCGUCUGCCCAGCAGCAGCGGCCCUACGGCUAUGAACAGGGCCAGUAUGGAAAUUACCAGCAGUGAGGGACACACGUUCUGGCUGGAGCCCUUGUGGUAGCGUGUUCAUCCAGGGGCCGGAUGGGCUGGCGGCAGCUCUGGUGAACUGUGACAUGUUGGUUACCCUUUCGCCCAGUGCCACGUCUGCAUGUGAAGCGUGCUCAUUUCAUGCUGGGUAUGACGCCGAGCGCGCACCCCUGGCGCAAGACAGCGCUUGGUGGUGUGAUACUUUUGGUGCUGUGUAUAGUAUUGUAUGUCGGUACAUGGAGAGGUAUCCGUUUUUUGUCCCCCUGCCCCCUUCUCAAUGUUUCUAGCUAGCUUUGGGGGUCAUUUUGUCAUCAGAGCAUUCUGUACCCAGGGGCGGGACAGAUCUUGAGGACACCACAGUCCACCUGUUCCCGUCAGCAGACCUUAGGUCUCAUUUCCCUCCCCAUGCAGUGUUGUCGUGUGGGUUGUCAACUUCUCUUUAACUGGCUACACCACAGCUGGACACACAUACAGCCCCUGGAGGGCAGCCUCUUCCUGUGCCUCGAUGGGGUGGGUGGGAGGGCAUCUUCUGUGUGUUGGGCCAGUUUCUGUUACAUAACGAAAAGGACAAGCACCUCCCACGGGAGAGGCCACAGAUGGCCACCUCCAGAGCUUGCUCAUUGCCUGUCUCUCGCCAAUUCCGUUUAUCCAAAAAGGUACAUAGUUUUGAAUUAAAAAGUAAACAGGGAUCAGUGACUGUAUUCCAGAUAAAUAUGAAUCCCUAAGGGCCGUGGACAAAUUGCCUAACCCAGGGCCGGCGGUAUUGCUGAAGGAAAGAGGCAGCUCUCUGGGUUACUCUGGCUCUGACCCUUGUUUAGCUGAUGGUCAUUUCUGGGAUUGGAAUAGUUAAUACGCCCGAUUCUAAGUUGAUAGGUAAUUUAAAAUAUUCAAAUCAAAUUUUCCAAACAGUUGGCAAGUUGUUUAUUUUAUAUUAUUUCUUCCAGGACCUACUUGCUCAGAUCUCCAAGCAAGCAUUUCUUUUCUUUUAGGGAUGUCUGAAAGUCACAUCCACUAACAUUACUGUGUUCUUUCUAAUGAAAAGUAAAGGUUUUUUAUAGAGAAA
Messenger RNA from Mandrillus leucophaeus (drill), 2319 nucleotides. RefSeq names its product synovial sarcoma translocation gene on chromosome 18-like 1 (gene SS18L1). Gene Ontology annotation, molecular function: transcription coactivator activity. Bases 459 to 1256 code for a protein of 265 amino acids. Lineage: Eukaryota; Metazoa; Chordata; Mammalia; Primates; Cercopithecidae. The record is from RefSeq and is a predicted model, not a curated record. Gene Ontology annotation, biological process: positive regulation of dendrite morphogenesis; positive regulation of transcription by RNA polymerase II. Gene Ontology annotation, cellular component: nucleus. The transcript is spliced from 12 exons.